UUAAAACAAAAAAAAUUGUAAAAUAAUAAUUUCGUUUCGGGUUAUGCCUCUGCUCUCUGUUGCUGCUCAACCCUUCUCUCUUUCUCUCCCUCACUUCGUCUUUCUCUCUCUAAAAUCUCAGGGCUUGGAUUCUACCCUUUUCACAACAACCGCUACUCUUUGAUUCCAGGGAAUGGCUGGGGUGUUGAGUGAGGAGUCUGGAGUGGGUAAGUCUGUGGAGGAGAUUUCACGUGGGCAGACUUGUACCGGGGAAGCAUUGGCGGAAUGGAGAUCUUCUGAGCAGGUGGAGAAUGGAAUUGCAUCUACUUCUCCGCCUUACUGGGACACUGACGAAGAUGAUGGUGGACCAAAACCUUCUGAGUUAUAUGGGAAAUAUACAUGGAAGAUAGAAAAGUUUUCCCAGAUUACCAAAACGGAACUUUGCAGUAAUGCAUUUGAGGUUGGAGGCUACAAAUGGUAUAUUUUAAUUUAUCCACAAGGUUGUGAUGUAUGCAAUCAUCUCUCGCUGUUUCUGUGUGUAGCUAAUCAUGACAAGCUUCUUCCGGGAUGGAGUCAUUUUGCACAAUUUACAAUAGCUGUGGUCAAUAAAGACCCAAAGAAAUCAAAAUAUUCUGAUACAUUGCACCGAUUUUGGAAGAAGGAGCAUGACUGGGGAUGGAAAAAAUUUAUGGAGCUGUCAAAGGUGUAUGACGGAUUUGUUGACACUUCUGACAAUUUGAUAAUAAAAGCUCAAGUUCAAGUCAUCAGGGAGAAAUUUGAAAGGCCUUUCCGUUGCCUUGAUUGUUAUUAUAGGAGGGAACUUGUUAGGGUAUAUUUGACAAAUGUAGAACAAAUUUGUCGGCGUUUUGUGGAGGAAAGACGGAGCAAGCUUGGGAAGUUGAUUGAGGAUAAAGCUAGGUGGUCGAGUUUCUUUGCUUUCUGGAGGGACAUUGACCAAACAUCUAGGCGCCGAAUGUCUAGGGAGAAGACAGAUGUGAUUUUAAAAGUUGUAGUGAAACACUUUUUUAUUGAUAAAGAAGUCACUUCUACUUUGGUAAUGGAUUCCUUGUAUAGUGGAUUGAAGGCUCUUGAGGGCCAGACUAGCAAGAAAGGUUUGGUAAAAUUGUUGGAUUCUGAAGAAAUGACAGCACCUAUUGUCCGCGUGGAAAAAGACAUGUUUGUACUGGUGGAUGAUGUUUUACCGCUUCUUGAGAGGGCUGCUAUAGAACCACUCCCUCCAAAAGAUGAAAAGGGUCCUCAAAAUCGUACAAAGGAUGGAAACUCUGGGGAGGAUUACAAUAAAGAUUCAAUGGAGCGUGAUGAAAGGCGUCUCACAGAAUUAGGGCGCAGGACUUUGGAAAUAUUUGUCCUUGCCCAUAUAUUCAGCAACAAAUAUGAGGUUGCUUAUCAGGAAGCUGUUGCUCUAAAGAGAUAAGAAGAACUCAUUCGUGAAGAAGAGGCAUCAUGGCAAGUUGAAAUGAUCAGAAAACAAAACGUGGAGUCAAUGAGAGAGAAAAGAAGUCAAAGAAAAAACAUGUUACAAAUUGAAAUUGCAUUGUUAAGGAAUCUUUACAUAUCUAAAUAUUGAUUUCACAUAUGCUAAUUUAUUAUGUUGUUUUCUUAACAAUUUUUUUGACUAUUUGUCGCAGACUGAAAUUCAAUUGUCUGACAUUGUUAAUAUUAUGAUUUUAGAAGUCAAUGUAGGCAAGAUUAAAUGA
Lathyrus oleraceus (garden pea) is the source of this 1697-nucleotide messenger RNA. Its product is annotated as TNF receptor-associated factor homolog 1b. The record is from RefSeq and is a predicted model, not a curated record. The coding region runs from base 173 to 1414 and encodes 413 amino acids. The transcript is spliced from 10 exons. Gene Ontology annotation, molecular function: protein binding. NCBI's taxonomy places the organism in Eukaryota, Viridiplantae, Streptophyta, Magnoliopsida, Fabales, Fabaceae.